Molecule: messenger RNA, 792 nt
Organism: Aspergillus calidoustus
Lineage: Eukaryota; Fungi; Ascomycota; Eurotiomycetes; Eurotiales; Aspergillaceae
Source: the annotation of a GenBank genome assembly
AUGUCGUCCGCUAAUUACGUGUCUCCGACCGCCUCAACCUCAACGCCAACAUGGCACAACUUCGAGCGCAAGGUCGAUGAUGUCAAACCAUCCAAGACUGAUAUGAACCGCUUGGUUAUGGACUACCUAGUGACAAGUGGCUAUCCAGCUGCUGCGCAAAAGUUCGCACAUGAGGCCAACAUCCAAACUGUGGACGCCGAAGCUAUCCAGGAACGGGUCGAGAUUCGUACAGCCAUCUAUUCGGGGAAUAUACAGUCUGCGAUCGAGAAAAUCAAUGAGCUCAACCCUCAGAUACUGGAUGAAAACCCUUCCUUGCACUUCGCGUUACUUCGCUUGCAGCUAGUGGAGUUGAUCCGCUCUUGCACACUAAACCCUGAUGGAGACAUCACACCCGCUCUCGAGUUUGCUACUUCUCAGCUUGCUCCACGGGCACCAACAAACCCACAGUUUCUUGAAGACCUUGAGAAGACGCUCGCGCUGCUCAUCUUUCCCAAGGAAAACCUAACACCAUCGCUAGCUCCACUUCUUCACUCCGACUUGCGUAGGGAUAUCUGUGCCAAGGUUAACGCCGCUAUUUUGCAGAACCAGGGUGCUCGUACAGAAGCUCUGCUGUGUGACUUUGCUCGGCUAUACGCCUGGGCGGAACAAAAGGCCCGAGAGGCAAAAAAGGAUAUCCCCGACAAGCUGGAUCUUGGACUUGGGGAUUCCAACAGUAAUUCCGCCAGCCACAACGGCGCCUCUAACGACACUGUAAUGACCAACAACGGAGACGUUGAUCCCAUGAUCUCAUGA